AUGGCGGCCUUCCCCUCCGCCUCCCCGUCGCCGGCGAUCUCCGCCUCAGCCUGGCGCAUGGCGUCCCUCCGUGCAGCCCUCCCCGCGCUCCGCCCCUCCCCCGCGGGCAGGCUCCGGUCGUCGUUCUCGCCCUCGGCGGCGGCCACGGCGGCCUCGGUCGGCUGCCUCGGGUCCUUCUCCGGCCUCGCGCCCGUCUCGAAUCUCCUCUCCCUCGGUGCUGAGAACUCAAGCUUUGAGCAUCGGUUGUUUGGUAUUGAUGCUCGUGGAAGGAUAGUUGCGAUGCGACAUGGGAGACGUGUUCCUAAACUUAACAGACCUCCGGAUCAGAGGAAAGCACUGCUGCGUGGGCUUACCACACAGCUGCUGAAGCAUGGAAGGAUAAAGACUACAAAGCCAAGGGCAAAGGCAAUGAGGAAGUAUGUUGAGAAGAUGGUCACGUUGGCAAAGGAUGGAUCUCUUCACAAGAGGAGGCAGGCUCUGGCAUUUAUUUAUGAGAAGCAUAUCGUCCAUGCCUUGUUUGCUGAGGUUGCAGACAGGUACGGGGACAGAGAGGGUGGUUACACAAGGAUCAUCCCGACAUUUCCGAGGCGGGGAGAUAAUGCACCUAUGGCGUACAUUGAGCUUGUCUAG
Molecule: messenger RNA, 630 nt
Organism: Miscanthus lutarioriparius
Lineage: Eukaryota; Viridiplantae; Streptophyta; Magnoliopsida; Poales; Poaceae
Source: the annotation of a GenBank genome assembly